CUACGAAAGAAUAGAAAGGUUACAAUAAAAGAAAAGACAAGAAUACAGCUGACAGAACAUAGGAAAGACGAAGAACAGAAAAAGAAAAAGUAAAAAGAAGGACAGAGAGCGAUGGUGACUGAUAAGAGCAGAGAAAUUGCAUCAAGAAGAAUUCAAGUCAUUGUAGAAGAAGAGAGCGACGCUUUGUACGUCUUAUUUUUCACUCUAAUGAUAAAAAGAAAGUGGUUCAAAUGGUAACUUUUACUCUUGGGAUUAAAUUUGCAUAAAAUACAUCUUUAUAAAAAAUAAAUGCGGAAACUUCGGAUUUAAAUCCGAGAGUUAUGUGUACUUCAAAAAGUGAAUCAUACAAAUCAAUCAUCCUUGACUAUCUGAAUAUCAAAAUUAUACUCGGAAAUCUACCAUUUAAAAUGUUGAUUUAUAUUGCGCGUUGCCAAACCAAUAGGAAAUGGGACCGAACUAAGCUCAAGUUUGAACUCUGCACCUUGAUUUACUCUAAGAAAGUCGUUUUUCCUAGAACUUCAUUUCUAUUGGUCACUGCAUAACUACUAGUAUUUCGAUGGAGGUGCAGUACACAUUCGAGUUCUCCAUACCUGAAAACCUCGAAAUAUCAUCAGUGUAAUCGAAAGAUGAAGCUUUAUUUGUGGAUCAAUUAGAUUGUGGACCAAAAUAUAACCUAGUUCUCUUUAAUUAUCUUUGUGAUAGGUUAGUCAACGUUCUUGGUUCUUUAUGUUUUAUAUAUCAUUUUGUAGUACUUGAAAUUUUCUAUCGAAUGCUAUAUAAUAGUUGGGGUUUUCAUCGACAAUGAUAGGAAAAGUCUUUUACGAAAAUCGCGAUGGGUCCAUUUUUCGACAGAAAGCUAUAGAGAAAAAUGGAUAUUUUUGCAAUAACUCAGGAAGGGCUCGACCAGUCUUUCUCAUCUUCGAACUCGACCGAGCUAUUUCCAAGACUAAGCUGUGUAGAAAGUUUCAUCACAAUCUGACUCUGCUGUCAAAAUUUAUUAUGCAAACAGCCAAUCGGACGGACGGACACACUGACUAUUCUAUAGUCUACUCACUUUUUGAGUAAACAAAACUAUGAUUCGGUUCAAAACUAACAUCAGAUUCAGAAUCAGCGUUAAAAACUGAGUCGAUUUAUAUAUGUUGUAAAUAAUUCUGAAAAAAAAAUUUUUUUUUUGAAAAAAUCCCUGUACUACCCCUCAGGGAUGGUCUGGUCAAAAAUCACAAUUUUUUCGAUAACUCAGCUAUUUCUUGACAGAUCCUGCUCAUCUUCGAACUCGACCGAGACAUUGUUAAGACUGAACUGUGUGGAAAAUUUCAUUGUGAUUGGACUCUCUUUUCAAAAGUUAUCGUGUAAACGGCCGGUCGGACGGACGGACAUACUGACCGAUUCUAGAGUGUACUCACUUUUUGAGUACACAAAAAUCGAUAGAGUAUAAUUCUGAUCAAAUACUUUUGAGAACGAUUUUAUGUAAAAAUAGUCAUUAAUAUUUAUUUGUAGAUAGAUAAUAUCGAACAAUAAAAAAUGACGAUGAAUCGUGAUACACUUCUUCGAGUAAGACUAUAUAAAUUUGAAAUAAAAAAUAACAUGAUGUUUUAUUGAUUAUUUAAGAUAAUUAUUUGUAUACAUUUUGUUUUUAUAAGCAUGUAAGUAAUUGAAAGUUUUAUAAAGAAAUUUAACAUUGUUUUCUAAUUAUAAACAAUGUAAAUCUUUCAAAAUUGAAAAGAAUAAAAAUUAUAUUUCGAAAUUUGAAAAUAAAUUUCUUUGAUUAGGAUACUAAUGGCUGAUUGGCUACCUAAGUCAUAUCUUCUCAAUCAAGUUACCAUUCUAGCACUUGGUUUUUGGGCUAUAGUACAUCGUGAAAGUGUUAUUCAAGUUGAACUUUUAAUGUUAAUUCAACUUUUUUCAAUUCUAUUGGAUUCAAUUGGUAUUGGAAUGUAUUUUCAAAUUGGACGACAUUCUUAUAGUACUAUCAAUAGUAUUGCAUAUUUUAUUAUUAGUGCUUUUUUUGCUAUACUUCAUUUGAUAUUCAAACCAAUUGUACUUAUAUUGCUAAAUAAAGUUCGACAAGAUCGUCUUAAUGAUUCUGCAUUUGGUACAUGGACACCUGCAUCAGGAUAUACGCCGGUCGAUGGACGAUAA
Rotaria sp. Silwood2 is the source of this 2139-nucleotide messenger RNA. NCBI's taxonomy places the organism in Eukaryota, Metazoa, Rotifera, Eurotatoria, Philodinida, Philodinidae. The record is from the annotation of a GenBank genome assembly.